This is a messenger RNA of Ixodes scapularis (black-legged tick), 900 nucleotides long. RefSeq names its product (3R)-3-hydroxyacyl-CoA dehydrogenase. Gene Ontology annotation, molecular function: oxidoreductase activity. The coding region runs from base 1 to 900 and encodes 299 amino acids. The record is from RefSeq and is a predicted model, not a curated record. The transcript is spliced from 4 exons. NCBI's taxonomy places the organism in Eukaryota, Metazoa, Arthropoda, Arachnida, Ixodida, Ixodidae.
AUGAUGGUCGAGAACAUGACAAUUUUUGUGGCCUUUCUGGCAAUUGUUACGGUGUUCUCCAUGGACAACAGCGAAGCCCACGCGAACAAAGGCGACGAAAAUGAGCCUGAUGGGUCACCCAGCCAGGCCGAGUGCCAAUCUCUGGGACUUUCCGGUCGCCUGGGUGUCGUCACGGGGGGCGCCAGUGGGAUCGGCAGGAGCGUCUGCAUGGUACUCGCUCGAGAGGGCGCCACCGUCAUUGUGGCAGACAGGAACAGAACGGGCUCCGAUGAAACCCUACAGAUGCUACAAGGCUCGUACCCGGGCGAUCACCGGGUCAUAUACGUCGACGUUUCCAACUCUACGGCCGUCGAUGUUCUCUUCGAAGAGAUUGCCACUUAUUUUCCGGAAAGAAUGAUCAGCGUCGUGGUCAACAGUGCCGGCAUCGUGGAAGCUGCAGCGCCGAUUCAGGACAUGAACGAUACCCAAUUUGACAACACGCUGGCCACGAACCUAAGGGGAACUUUCCUGAUCGACCGCGCGUCAGUGAAGCACAUGCUGGCCAACAACGUCACGGACGGCGCAAUCGUGAACAUCGCGAGCAUUAUCGCAAAAACUGCCUUCCCGCGGUACACGCCCUAUUCAGCAUCCAAGGGUGGCGUCGUGUCCCUCACUAAGGCAGUGGCCCUGGAAGUGGCCAGCAGUGGCAUUCGCGUCAACGCCAUGCUGCCUGGUCCCGUCGACACGCCCCUGCUUGCAAGGCUACCGCCGGAAGUGAGCUCCGCGUUCAUAGCAGCAACUGCCUUCAAGCGCAAGGCGCGUCCCGACGAAAUAUCCGAGACGAUCGCGUUCAUGUGCAGUCCGAAGAGUAGCUUCAUGACAGGUGCGGCGGUCGAUGUCACGGGUGGUAUAAUAGCAUAA